Molecule: messenger RNA, 723 nt
Organism: Camponotus floridanus (Florida carpenter ant)
Lineage: Eukaryota; Metazoa; Arthropoda; Insecta; Hymenoptera; Formicidae
Exons: 4
Coding region: 48-716 (222 amino acids)
Source: RefSeq, a predicted model, not a curated record
AUCACAAAUUGCAAGGUCCAUAAAUUUUUCUCAGCCAUAUUUCACACAUGGAUAUGGUAAUUUGCAACAAGUGCUUCGUCUCGAUUUAUAAAGGAAAACCGCCUUAUAACAUUACACAAUGUGGUCACAUUUAUUGUCAGGAUUGCCUACAACAUGUGAAAAAACAGUGUUUUCAAUGUAAAUAUAUUAAUCCCGCAUAUUUACUAUUAGAAAAGCCACUGAUGCCUAAGAAGAUCUCGGUUUUGACGCCUUUCAACGAGAUUUUGGAAAUAUUAUUAAACAUGGAAAUAUCUCAGAGCAAUCAGUUGACAAUAACAAUGGAGCGCUUUCGUAUUCUUGACAACAAAUAUGAGAUGUCGAAAAGGUAUUAUAUUCUAUUGCGACGCAAUAUGAAAAUAUUGCUAGACAAGUAUAUGUAUUUAAAAACUGAAAAAAAGAAGCUGGAUGAGGAGCUGCUGCAAAUGAUGCAGUCCACUCCGAAAUCUACAUCAAAUACGAUGAACUCCCAGCCUUCUGCUUCUACGAUUUCACUAAACACACGAUAUUCCUCAGGAUCGUUGAGUCAUCUGAAAUUUUCUAAUUUGAAUUUGUCUGAUGCGACAGAUAUAUCUAUGCGAUCCGUUAAUCGAAGAAAUCGGUAUAAAAUCGAUGAUAGUUUUUGCAUAUCUGAAAAUAAUAGACUUCCAAAAACGACCAAUCUCCUUUUUCACAUUUAAAACAAUU